Messenger RNA from Acomys russatus (golden spiny mouse), 726 nucleotides. It is a transcript of the gene Ldlrad1, whose product is annotated as low density lipoprotein receptor class A domain containing 1. The record is from RefSeq and is a predicted model, not a curated record. Gene Ontology annotation, molecular function: protein binding. NCBI's taxonomy places the organism in Eukaryota, Metazoa, Chordata, Mammalia, Rodentia, Muridae.
AUGAGUCUGGGCUGUGAGAGAGCAGAGGUUUGCCCAGCCUGCUUCUGGUUGUCUCUUGGCCAGGGAGAUGCAGAGAGCAACACUGCUGCUGGAAGGAAAGGCCGCCCUGGAGGGGAAGGCUACGGCCCCCUCUGCUGCUCACGCCGUGGGGCUUGCCUCUCGCUCUUCCUGCUGUUUCUGCUGGCCACACUUGCUGCCUUGCUCGUCGUGGCCACCGUCCUUGGACGUCCAUCCCGCACACCAGAGACUCAGUCCUGUGUGACACUGAGCAACAGGACAGGCUUCUUGUGUCAUGAUCGAAGGCACUGCAUCCCAGCCCAUGGAGUGUGUGAUGGUAUUCGCACCUGUCCUCACGGCGAAGAUGAGGAUGAAAGUUUGUGUGGAGAUGUGCCCCAGAGCCUCCCCAGCUUCCUCCUGGCCUACUGUGGAGACCCAGCCUCCUGGAUCUACUCAGACCAGAAAUGUGACGGCACCAACAACUGUGGAGACUGCUCGGAUGAACUGAGCCCAGUGACUGCAUGCCCACCUUGUGGCCCCGGGUGGUGGCGCUGCACCCCAACUGUCUUCACCUACUGUGGCUGCAUUCCAAGGGCUCUGUGCCGGGACCGUGUGCAGCACUGCUCUGACUGGUCAGAUGAGUACUCCUGCCCUGGACCUGAAUGUCUCAGCCUCUUCUUGAGCACUCCCAAUGACAAGGAGCUCGCCGCCAUGUUAGGCAGCUUCUAA